ACCAUAACGAUUCCGAGGAUCAGGUGUACAUUUUCUUUACAAACCUGAUCACAAACUUCACCGUGAUCAUUGAACUUAUCACCUUUACGUGAUGUGUCAUGACUCCCAACAAUCAGAUAAACAAUCACUGUCACCGCCAUCAUGACACCUGAAGAGCUCUCUCUGGAAAAAUGUGUCACUCGUCCGAUAUUGUUUCAAGCUCUUACCAAAUCAUGUCUAUAUUCGUUGCAUAAACUUGCUCCAGUUUUGGGUUCAAAGUGGACGAAUGACGGAAUGUGCGCCAUGUCAAGAUAGGAGAGUACUUCGUCAGUUCACUUUCAUCUAGUUUCAAUUGGACGCCGUGGGAACAUGUUCCAGAUCUGUGGUGAGGUUUCCCCUGGUUGGGAGGAGGUCAAGGCCAAAUUCAAGGCCAAUUUUGAGAGUGGGGCGGAUGAGAACGCCCAAUUAUGCAUUUACCACCGGGGCCAAAAAGUGGUGGACCUCUGGGGAGUGGCCAAAGGCACUGACUUCAAUGGGAACUCCCUUACCCUAUCAUGGAGCUCGAAUAAAUCCAUAGCCUCCAUUGCCAUGGCAUGGUUAGUAGACAAAGGACACCUUGAAUACCAUGAUCUGGUAACCAAACAUUGGCCCAAGUUCGGGCAGAACGGCAAGGAUGCCAUCAAGGUCGAGGACGUCCUUAGACAUGAAGGCCGUCUCCCAGCCUUUUCAAAGCCCAUCCCUGACGAGGACCUGACUCGGGAACGCAUCAAAACCAAUGCAGUGGGUCGACUCAUCGAAGAACAGGUUCCACAUGAGGUUCACCCUGAGUCACCACGGGAAUACCACGCCCUGACCCGCGGCGCCAUUUUGAAUGAGAUCUUCCGGCGCGCCCAUCCCCAAGGUUGGACCAUUGGCGAAUGGGUGGAAGAGAUCUUGUACAAGACUCAGGGCCUGGAUUGCCAUUUGGGCAGCUCGGAUCCGGCGGUGCAAGAUCGUUUCGUCUGUCCUCGUAUCCGAUCCCUGCGGUACAUCUUACUUCAAGCACUCAACCCCUUCUCCAAAGAUGUCUUUGUGGGUCCUAAAGCCCUCCUCGCCAUGGUUAGGACCGUCAAGAAGACGAGCAGCAAAGGAAAUAACAAUGCUUUGUUUCUGGCCAGUCUGAGAAAAGAGGACAAGUUGCAUGUCAUUGUCAAGGCCAUGGCCUCGAAGGAGGUUAGACGCACCGAGAUCCCCAGUGCCAAUGGUUUGUCCACUGCCAGGGGUUAUGCUAAAUUGGGCGCCAUCAUUGCCAAUAGAGGAGUUUUGGGGUCCGGAGAGAGACUCCUCAGUCAAACGGCGGUUGAAAAGAUGGAAGCCAAUCCCAUACGAAGGCCCAAUAUGGCCAUCCUUGGGGUCGAAGACAACUUUAGCCAGGGUGGAUUGUGUGUGUUUAACAAGGAUCUUGGCGAGCACCAUUUGGCCAAAUCGAUUGGGAUGCUCCCCCGGGAUGGAUAUAUCGGUUGGUUUGGUUUGGGCGGCAGCGUGUUCCAAUAUCACCCUGAGAACCAAAUUGGGUUCGGAUACGUUCCGACUUUGCUUCAUUGGGAGGAUGUGGGAGGCGCCCGUGGAACGCAGUUGCAAGCCGUGGCCCUUAAAAUUGCCAAGCGCAUUGAUAGCGCCAGAUAGAACUUGUCAUUAACUUGUCAAAUGUCUAUAAAUAUAUAUGUACUUCUUUUAAGGA
Molecule: messenger RNA, 1699 nt
Organism: Tigriopus californicus
Lineage: Eukaryota; Metazoa; Arthropoda; Copepoda; Harpacticoida; Harpacticidae
Product: esterase/beta-lactamase LipL-like
Exons: 2
Coding region: 349-1644 (431 amino acids)
Source: RefSeq, a predicted model, not a curated record